GAACAACAUCCCACUCCCCACUCCCUCCCUCCCAUCUCUCCCAAAGUUUUGAAUUUUUUUGGGUUCUCUCCUCUGUUUAUUUCAAGUUCUUGGCUGUUUCUUGUGGUUUUUAGAGGGGUUUUGGCCCAGAUUUGGGGGACCCUUUCCUGUUUCUCGGGGAGGCUUCUUUCAGCUCCCCUCCUCCACACAAGAUUUGCAGAUUUGUUUUCUUCUUCCUGUAUUUUCCCUCCCCUGUUCCUCUUUCACACAAGUUUGAGCCAGAUUUGCCUACACACAAGCAAGAAAAAAAAAUCCUCCCAUGUUUUUUAUGGGAAGUAGUAAUCUUUCUUUUCAGUUUUAGGGCUGUGCGCCAGUGAUUUUUCUUGUAGUACUACCACUAUUUUCCCCAAGAGCUUGUUCUUAUCUGAGGGGUUUUACGGUGCAAAUUACUAGUCACGGGAGAGACUAGUAUUUGAACAGAUCCACCGUUGAUUUCAAGGGUAAUCUAGGCACUUUAUAUUAGAUUUUUUUUCUCUUAGCCCAAGGGCAGUUUAGUCUGAUAAAAAGUUUACUAAUCAACUGCAAGUCCCCACUGAAUCGGCCCCUACACCUGCAUUCACGUCACCCAAGCCCUAAUUGCCGCUCUCUCGCCGCCGCCUGCCGCUGCCGCGCCGUCCGCCUCGGGAUCCUUCCUGCCCGUCUGUUCCGGCCACCGCAGCCUGCCGCUGCCGCGCCGUCCGCCUCGGGAUCCUUCCUGCCCGUCUGUUCCGGCCACCGCAGCCCACUCGUCGCUCUCGCCGCCAUUUGUCGCUGCCGCGCCGUCCGCCUCCGAUCCUUCCUGCCCGUCCGUUUCGUCCGCCACAGCCGACCCGUGGCUCUCGCCGCCGCUUGCGGCUGCCGUGCCUUCCACGUCCGGAACCUUCCUGCCCGUCCGUUCCGUCUGCCUCUAACAGGAGCUGUGGCCGCCACUUGCCGCUGCACUACCGCCGGCUAAUCAGCUGUCACCGUUGGCUCCGCCUGUUCAUCCGUCUCUACCACUGCUGGUCGGCCUGCAGAAAGUUUCUUUGUGGAUGGCAGUUACACAACAUGGAUGCUCACCACGUCAGCAUAGAGGAAACUGAAGAAUAUUACACGGUGGUUAGUCAAACAUUCACAAGCGAGGAACAAGGUUUCGAGUUCUAUAAUAGAUAUGCUAAAGCCAAAGGGUUCAGCGUGAGGAAGGCCAAUGUGAAAAACAAGGGAGGCAUAAGAAUCCAAAGGUUGUACAUGUGCAGCAAAGAAGGAUAUAGGUCCUUGAAAAACUUUGAAAGGUCCAACCGGAAAAGGAAACCAAGGGCACUCUCUCGUUGUGGAUGUGACGCUCAACUGCAAAUCGAGCUCAAUAUGGAAAACCGUGUAAACAAAUAUAACUUGCCAUUUGUCCCAUUCAUUGGAUUGAACCACCAUCGCAGCACAGUUGUCUUUGGGGUCGGCAUUGUAUCAGACGAGACCGUGGCAUCAUAUAAGUGGUUGCUCCAUUCAUUUUUGGAGGCGAUGCACCAGAACCAUCCCAGGUCCGUGAUCACUGAUGGGGACCAUGCAAUGGCGAGAGCAAUAUUGCAGGUAUGGCCGAACACAGAUCAUCGGCUUGCUACAUCCAAGUACCAGAGGCUGACCAGGUACUCCAUUGAGAUCUCUAGCUCCCACAUGUCGCCCCUGGGCUGGAGCGCCCUCUCGUGGGCGAUCGGCAUCCUCCUCGUGGCGCCGCUCCUCACCCAGGUUGCGCACCACCUCGACAGGGGCCAGUACCAGUCGCUCAUCCUCAUCGCCGCGACGUCGUUCGGCUCCUUCUUCUGCCUGCUCACCGGCUUCUUCAAGACGGUCUGGGUGUUCCUGUUCUACAUCCUCUUCAUUGCCGCGUCCAUCAUCAUCGCCGAGGCGGUGCACACCCGCAACCUCGGGCUGAUGAUCCGUGGCCUCGCCGCUCACGACUCGGGCAAGCACCUUGUCCUGCGCCGCCGCGCUGCUGCCAGCCAGCUCAGCCUCUACUGCACCGCCAUCGGCGGCAUCGGCGCGGCCCUCAUGGCUGCGUUCAUGUACCACAUGCUGAGGCGCACUGACCAGCUCACCGGCCUCUGGGUCGUCUCCAUCUUCAGUGGCCUCAUAUGGUUCAUCGGCAUCUGCCAUGGCCUCUUCACGAACAGGCCCAGCAGCUCGUCACCCACCACCGCAUUCGAGCCGAACUUCAUCAGCAAGCUCAAGUACAGCAUGACCAUUGGCCGCUACCCACAGGCCAUCGGAAGCUUGGUGGCAGUGUUCCUGUCAUCUUUCGCCACAAUGUGCAUCUUCACCAGUGGCACGCUCUACGCCAUUGGCGGCGUCUGCAUCAAGCCGGUCCUCGUGCUCGCGCUGUGGAUCCUCUACUUCCUGUUCCCGCUCAUCUCGCUGCCGCUGCUCCACCCGAUCCAGAUCAUCAUCCGCGCCGACGCCGUCCGCAUGCAGCUGCUCGGGUUCAUCAUCGCCCUCUUCGUCUCCGGCGCCGGGUUCUACUUCAAGAGCCACAGGUGGAGGGCCGCCCACAUCAUCAUCAUCGCCCUUGUCCAGAGCACGGCCAACGGCAUCCUCUACUCGUUCGGCCGCAUUCUGCUGCUCGACGCCUCACCGCCGGGCAAGGAGGGUGCGUUUGCCAUCUGGUACGCCUACGUCCGCUGCAUGGGCGCCAUGAUCGGCUUCGCCGUCGCGUCUGCUGGUCCUGGGCGUGCAGGAGGGUCCUUCGCUGCUGCGUUCCUGGGCAGCUUCCUCGGCAUCAUCGUGCUCAUCUUCGGCAAUGUCAGCAACAUCGGGGCGCUCAAGGCCGCCGGGCAUCUCAAGGGCAUGGAGGACGACAAGAGGAUGGGCGAGAAAGGCGAGGGCAUGAGCGCCGUCGCCGACUCCGGCGAGUCCAGGGGGAGGGUAUGAUUGAUUACAUGGGGCUGGAAAGAAAGAUUGCUUGCCGCCAUUUGUUGUUGUGGUGGGUUGUGCUUGUGAGAAGGGUAUGAUUUGUUCUUCUUUUUUUUUUCUUGUUUUUUCUUUCUUGUUCAUGUCUCAGUGACACUGUUAAUCCGGUGCUCUGCCCCUUUGAUGCAUGAUGAUUAUGAUGAUGUUGACAUAGUGGUUCGUAGAGGGAGUGUGCUAGCAGCUCUGUUAAUGUGUUGUUAAAUUCUUUUGCUUGGAAGACAGACAAUUGUAACUGAUGCAUGAUCUCAUAUGGUUCUUUCUUUGUUCA
This is a messenger RNA of Triticum aestivum (bread wheat), 3223 nucleotides long. RefSeq lists its product as uncharacterized. The record is from RefSeq and is a predicted model, not a curated record. The coding region runs from base 1066 to 2916 and encodes 616 amino acids. Lineage: Eukaryota; Viridiplantae; Streptophyta; Magnoliopsida; Poales; Poaceae. The transcript has 3 exons.